GCGGGCUUGGUGCGCGCGGCUCGGAGCGGAGCCUCCGCGUGCACGCCCCCUCCUCCCGCCCUCUUCCCCCCCGCCCCCCGUCCCUGGCCUCCCUCCCUUCUUCCCCCUCCCCUUCCUCUACCCCUCCCCCCACCCCGGGGUCUCCCCGCCUCCCUCCGCGCCAUGUCUCGGGGUGGCUGCUGCCCACACCUGCUCUGGGACGUAAGGAAGCGGUCCCUAGGGCUGGAGGACCCGUCCCGCCUGCGGAGCCGCUACCUGGGAAGAAGAGAAUUCAUCCAAAGAUUAAAACUUGAAGCAACACUGAAUGUGCAUGAUGGCUGUGUGAAUACAAUCUGUUGGAAUGACACUGGAGAAUAUAUUUUAUCUGGUUCAGAUGACACUAAUCUAGUAAUCAGUAAUCCCUACAGCAGAAAAAUCUUGACAACAAUUCGCUCAGGACAUAGGGCAAAUAUAUUUAGUGCAAAAUUCUUACCCUGCACCAAUGACAAACAGAUUGUAUCCUGUUCUGGAGAUGGAGUCAUUUUUUAUACUAACGUUGAUCAAGAUGCAGAGACCAACAGACAAUGCCAAUUCACAUGCCAUUAUGGAACUACGUAUGAGAUUAUGACAGUACCAAAUGAUCCUUAUACUUUCCUUUCUUGUGGUGAAGAUGGGACUGUUAGGUGGUUUGAUACCCGCAUCAAAACUAGUUGUACAAAAGAAGACUGCAAAGAUGAUAUUUUAAUUAACUGUCGGCGUGCUGCUACUUCUGUAGCUAUUUGUCCCCCAAUACCAUAUUAUCUUGCUGUUGGCUGUUCUGAUAGCUCUGUACGAAUAUAUGAUCGGCGAAUGCUUGGCACAAGAGCCACAGGGAAUUAUGCAGGUCGUGGGACUACAGGAAUGGUGGCUCGUUUUGUUCCUCCCCAUCUUAAUAACAAAUCUUGUAGAGUUACAUCUCUGUGUUACAGUGAAGAUGGUCAGGAGAUCCUUGUUAGUUAUUCUUCCGAUUACAUCUAUCUGUUUGAUCCUAAAGAUGACACAGCACGAGAACUUAAAACCCCUUCUUCUGAAGAAAGGAGAGAAGAGUUACGACAGCCUCCUGUUAAACGUCUGAGACUUCGUGGGGACUGGUCAGAUACUGGACCAAGAGCUCGGCCCGAGAGUGAGCGAGAGCGAGAUGGAGAGCAAAGUCCUAAUGUAUCAUUGAUGCAGAGGAUGUCAGAUAUGUUAUCAAGAUGGUUUGAAGAAGCUAGUGAAGUUGCUCAAAGCAACAGAGGACGGGGACGUUCUCGGUCUAGAGGAGGGACAAACCAGUCAGAUACUCCUGCUGUUCCUACUGGUCCAUCAAGUACUGAAUUAGAAGUAGGUGAGACUGCAAUGGAAGUGGACACUCCUGCAGAACAAUUUCUUCAGUCAUCUUCCUCUUCAACUGUGUCAGCGCAGGCACCUUCAACGUCAUCUUCCACAGAAAGCCCUCGUUCCACAUCUUUGCUUUCUUCUCCAGACACUGAACAGAGACUAUCCUUAGAAGCUUCUGGACACCAUACACAUCAUCAGUCGGAGUUUUUAAGGGGGCCUGAGAUAGCUCUGCUUCGUAAGGGCCUGCAACAACUGAGGCUUAAGAGAGCUGAGCAGCAGAAACAACAAGAGCUAGCUGAGGCCGCACAAGGACAGCCUUCCACUUCUGAUCAAUCUUCCCCUGGGGGUUCCUCCCAGAGCCCUCAUCCUUCAGAUUCUCCUUCUUCUGUGGUUAACAAACAGCUCGGAUCCAUGUCCCUUGAUGAGCAACAGGAUAACAGUAGUGAAAAGCUGAGCCCAAGACCAGGGACAGGUGAGCCAGUUUUAAGUUUACACUACAGCACAGAAGGAACAACUACAAGCACGAUAAAACUGGACUUCACAGAUGAGUGGAGCAGCACUGCCUCAAGUUCUAGAGGAAGUGGGAGCCACAGCAAACCUGAGGAACAGGACUCAUCUCGGGGCCUCCCUGGCCCCUCCCAGCCACAGCUACAGCCAGAGCCUCCAGGCGGGGAAGCCACUCCUGAAGAGUCCUCAGAGGAGACCACCAAGGCUCAGGAGUGCAGCUGCUCUGAAGAAGCAGUUCAGAAUCCCACAGAUACAGUUUUCUCUGAGCCUCUGGGAUGCAGCUUAGAAGACAAGAAUGACUCCAAACUUGACAAUUCUUGCAAAGUUCCAGAAGAAUCCUCUUUAGAGGAAAAAUGCCAGGAGCAGGAUCCUUCAGUUCAGCCCACCAUGGAGGGAACUGCACGUGCAGAGAGCACACCUGAUGAGCCUCAGGCCCCAACAGAACCAACAGGGCCGCUUAUUCAUGAAGAAACAUUGACUCGGGGCUCCACUUUCCAAGAAACUGAUGACAGUGACGAUGAGCCGGUCCUAAUUCCAGGUGCCAGAUAUCGGACAGGACCAGGGCAUAGAUUUAAUGUCAGAGGAACAGCAAUAGGUGAUAGAAUAAUGAGACGAUCUGCUGUUGCCCGAAUUCAGGAGCUCUUCAGACGAAGGAAAGAAAGGAAAGAGAUGGAGGAGCUGGACACCCUGAACAUUCGGAGGCCCCUAGUAAAGAUGGUUUAUAAGGGUCAUCGCAAUUCCAGGACAAUGAUAAAAGAAGCCAACUUCUGGGGUACUAAUUUUGUAAUGAGUGGUUCCGAUUGUGGUCACAUCUUCAUUUGGGAUCGCCAUACUGCUGAGCACUUGAUGCUUUUGGAAGCUGAUAAUCAUGUCGUGAACUGCCUACAGCCACAUCCAUUUGACCCAAUUCUAGCCUCAUCUGGCAUAGAUUAUGACAUCAAGAUCUGGUCACCACUUGAAGAGUCCAAGAUUUUCAACCGAAAACUUGCUGACGAAGUUAUAACUCGGAAUGAAUUGAUGUUGGAGGAGACUAGAAAUACUAUUACUGUGCCAGCUUCUUUCAUGUUACGAAUGCUGGCCUCCUUGAAUCAUAUCCGAGCUGACCGUUUAGAAGGUGACCGAUCAGAAGGCUCCGGUCAAGAGAACGAAAAUGAAGACGAAGAAUAAUCAGCUUUACUCAGCAAGCACUUAGAUGUUCUGAAAUUUGUAUACAACAUUUAUUCUAUUUUUCCUUACAGAGCUUUAGCACAAUAUUAAGGUUUUUUUUUUUUUUUAUAACAUAACAUUUAUUUGGAACGAUUGUGUGCAUGAAUUUGGGAGAGUGUGCAAGAAAAAUUAGCAAAAUGUUUUAAAAACCUUUUGCCACAUAUGAGGGGUGCUAGAAGACACAGAGUGCAAUAUUUUCCCUAACCUGCAGACGAGGGAGCUUGGAUCAAUGUUCAAAAAUAAUUUUCAUUAUAGUGAAAAUAUUGGUUCAAAUAAAUUUCUAUACCUGCUAUUUGCAUGUUUGUUGCUUUCUAAUUAAAGGAAUUGGUUGUUUAAAAAUGUUCUGAAUUUGACUUUUUAUAUUAUGAUUGAUAUUUUCCUACAUUGUGUUUAUCCAUUUUUCCCAUGAUGAUGACACAGAUGGGGAAAAAACAAAUCUGUGGCUAAGAUCUAUUCUUCUUAAAUGUUAGUAAAGUUAGAAACUAAACUUUUAAAUGUCUGCUCCACAGACAUUCUGCACCAGUUUGGCUAGUUGCUGUUAGGUGAUUAUUGGUACCUCAUAAGGAAAAAACCAUCAUAAUUUAAACAUAUUUCAGGCAUGAAUAACUGAGAGAAAUGGGACUAGCACCCUUGAAAUUUUCAUUAUUUAGACAAAAGCAUAAAUUCUAGUGAUGAUAUAACAUUCAGCUGCAAAUAGCUAGCACUUUAACAUAAAUGUUUAUCUAAUCCUUAUUUUUUUUCUCCCUUCCUCCCACUCCUCCCUAAAGAUUGCUCUAGGCUAUUUUCAACUUGAUUGAUUCAAUUUAUAUUCCCUUGCUAGUUGUUAUUACUGUUGUUAAAUUCCUCAUUUGUGUUCUUUGCUCAUUUUUAAACACUAUUCCUCAAGUGAAUGGUAAGUUCUCUGGAGAUAAACUAUCCCAUCCCUGCUUUGUGCCAAACAAUAAGCUAAGAUACUUUCUCCACUUCAGAAGCUCACUGUUUAAGGAGAGAUUCAGCAUAAAAAUAUGUGACUGUAUACAAACAAAAUACUAUAUAAAUUGGAGAUUAUCCAUAGAAGAAGGGCCCUAGCAUGUAGAGGGAAGAGAAGGAGACUUUUUGUAAGAGAUGCAGUGGAAAUGAGAGCAUCCAGGCCAGAUGGGGAUGGGGAAACUGCUAGUGAAAAUAUAUGGAGCUGAGUGACAGAGCAGCAAGGUGGCCAAUGUGACUGGAUCACAGAGUAUGUGGAGGGGCAAAUGAACAUUGGAAAGAUGGACCAGUUUAUGAAACAUUUUUAAAUCAAUGUAGGGGAUUUAUAUUUAUGUUGGAUCCUGGGGAUAAUAGGAAGCUACUGGAAGCUACUGAUGGAGGAUGACAUAGUACAAAGUUGACAGGACUAGGCAAUAGAUUGGAUGGAGACUAGUGGCAGGGGGAAGAGUGAGGAGUCCAAAGUAACCAGGGAAACCACAAAGAUGGCAUCCAACCUGACCGGUCCCACAGCUGUCCAUGGGCCUUCGACUACUUACAUCUAAGUCUUAGCAUAUAGUCUGAG
Molecule: messenger RNA, 4579 nt
Organism: Sarcophilus harrisii (Tasmanian devil)
Lineage: Eukaryota; Metazoa; Chordata; Mammalia; Dasyuromorphia; Dasyuridae
Gene: DCAF6
Product: DDB1 and CUL4 associated factor 6
Exons: 22
Coding region: 163-3012 (949 amino acids)
Biological process (GO): positive regulation of transcription by RNA polymerase II
Cellular component (GO): Cul4-RING E3 ubiquitin ligase complex; cytoplasm
Molecular function (GO): protein binding
Source: RefSeq, a predicted model, not a curated record